Molecule: messenger RNA, 2622 nt
Organism: Peronospora belbahrii
Lineage: Eukaryota; Oomycota; Peronosporomycetes; Peronosporales; Peronosporaceae
Source: the annotation of a GenBank genome assembly
AUGGGAAGUCUUAUCUCGCCAUCAGCACUACUGGAUAGUCUUCACUCGCCACUGACCCCGCCUUUGGAUAAUUCCACCCCGCCUUCGGAUAAUUUCACCCCGCCAUCGAUCUCGCCAACGGGUAAUCCCUCUUCGCCCAAACAGGUGAUAGCUACUCCUGAACUUGGUUUCAGCUUGUCUCAACUGGUGAAAAAUACUUUUCAACCGGUGAAAACUCCCGAGUUGCUUCAAACGGAGAAAGAUGGUUCCAAGUUGGUGAAAGAUACUUUUCAACCGGUGAAAACUACCCCCGACUUGCUUCAAUCGCCAAAGGAUAGUCUCAAUAAAAUUUCGUCAUCGGGCUCUUCAGAUAGUAGCAUCUCCCCGCCGAACUCUAUUUCAAAGCCAUCGAGUCUGCCAAAUGUAGGUCCCCUCACGCCCUUAGUGCCUUUGUCACCAGUGAGCACGCUGGUUGUUCCAACAAUUCCUCCAGCGCCAUCGGAUCUCUCGAAAGGUAACCUUUUCUCGCCGGCCCUGUCACACCCAAAGAAAAUUGAUUCAUCACCUUUAGCGGAAGAUGGUCUGCUGCCUUUAGCCAAUGAGGAUUUGUUAUCAAAAUCUUCCUCGAUUAAGAUACCAGACCCGAACAAGUUAUUGCGAAUUGAGAAACCAAUCACCGCUCUGAUUGUGAAGAAACCGAUCGAUUCUGAUGAUGAGAUUAGCGAUGCUAUCGAUAUUGUGUCUCGCGUGCCUGUGCCGAAAGUACAUGGAGCUACGAAGUCACCUCUUGCCAUCGAAACGAACCCUGUUAUCGAGGAUGAAACCUACAUCGAGAACGGUCAGGAUGCAUUGGAGCAGAAGUAUCAAACCCAGUCAGAUGUGGUCAUGUACGAUGCAUCUGCCAAGCCGAUCAUAGCCAGCAUUAGCGAUUCGUAUGAUCCAUUUGCAAUCCCGGACGAUAUUAUCGAGACUGAGAAGGCAGUUGUGUUGGACUUCGCGGGAGGCACCAAUGGAGACGGAUCUGAUAACUUGAUGACGUAUGUGCGAGGAAAGGCGGUCGCACCUGACAAGAUUACUUCUGGGGGUCCCAGCGUGAUUGGUGGUCGAAAUACUUAUGUGGACACGAAUAACAGCGAUGUGCUGUCAUCGUCAGCCGCGACUUUCCACGAAUUCUUGCGUUUCGCGUCGGUAGCAUUUGCUGGUAUUUCGGUGGCAUUGCUUCUUUUCUUCCACUUCGUUUCCCUCGACGCCAACUUGUUGUGGGUCAAUGCCGCGUGGAGCCCGAAUACAUGGGAGUUUCUUUUUUACGUGGGCUAUUUGCAGCAAAUGCAGGCAACGUCGGAGCUGACGCUUUUCAAGACUCCAUACUUUGUGUGGGACUACACGGACUCGUUUGCAUGGAGCAACUUCUUGAUUCAAGGCUCUACCAGUGAUUCAACCGAGCCUCGUCGACUGGAAACAAUUGUGCUUGGUGGCCUUGUAUCGUACUCUGACCGUAUUGGCAUUCCCGAGGCGAACAUUCUGGUACAAGGUGCCAUUGGUUUUGCUGUGAUAAUGGGCAUCCUUGUGGCGGUCUUUUUGGUGUUAGCUGUGCUAGCCAAGCGGAAGGCGGAGCGAGCCCUGGACGAGUCCUCCGAUUUAAACAGCUACACCUCCGGUGUACACCGCCUCCGCAGCGUGUCCAUCCGUGCUCUUGGAUUGUGCGUGUUGGCUUGGUACUUCGCUCUUUUUCCGCUAAGCAUGCUGGCGUCGUUCGAGAUUUCGAUGGAAAAGCAGGCAUCGUCAGUGGGCGACGCGCUUGUGGUGGCCAUCAUUGCGCUAGUGCUGGUGUGCUUUGGUGUGCUGGCUGUUGCUGGUCGUGUGAUUAUGCACAAGACCAAGGAUGAGCUAGAGCAGUUUGAGAACUUAGCCACGUGGGGGUCGCUCUAUUGCGAGUACACAUACCGCAGCCGAAUGUUUUUCGUGAUUGAUGUGGUAGUGCAGAUCACGACAGGUAUUCUCGUGGGCUCCGUAUCGGGUGACCCUACGCAGCUUAUUGUUGUCACGGGUAUCCAAGCAUUGUACCUUGCGUGUGUUUUCAUCAUGUCACCUUUUGCAGAAAUUUUGGUGCUUCGAAUCACAUAUGCGCUGGGUCUGCUCAAAAUCCUGAAUUUUGGUCUAGCGUUUGCAUUCCUGAAUACGAACAGUAUGUCGGCCUCGGCUCGAAUGCGCGUGGCCCAUGCUUACAUCGGCAUCAAUUCGAUUGUAAUUCUAGUCUGGUUCUUACGUCAGCUCAUUGUCUUUAGCACGUACAUUCGCGCUUGGAUGGUGCGUUCUAACGACAACUCGCGCCACAGCAACUCGGUGUUCAAGUACAAUCCGCGGACGGAGACGGAGUCCGACAUGUGGGCCAGCCAGUUUAAUGGCUUCAAUGACAGCAGACUGAAUGAUAGCAGGCUCAAUCCAUCUGUGAAUGGUGCCACACUAUCGAUGCCUCCGGGUUCUUCGGUACAGUCGAUGCAUUCGUCAGAACCGAGUAAUUUGUCUGCAAAUUUCAUGCCGACGCACAAUCUCGUGUCUUCGCAGCAGUCGAUGAUACCAUCAUUCGGUUCGGAAGCGCAGUUCCAGCAGCAGAUGGCUCGCAAGUACGAGAUUGGUUUUUAA